AUGGAUAACUUGGAAGAUUUGAAAAUUCUGGCGGAGCAAUGGUUUCAUCAAGGAGUUGAAUUUUUUCAACAGAUACCACCGACUCAGCUUUAUGCUGCUAUUGGUGUUCUCUUAUUAACCACAAUCUUGCUCGUAUCUAUUCGCUUGUUCAGACGUACGAAAUCCAAUACUGUACUCCUCUCUGGUCUAAGCGGAAGUGGCAAAACCGUGCUCUUCUAUCAACUGCGAGAUGGAUCUACACACCAGGGUGCUGUAACCUCAAUGGAACCAAACGAAGGCACCUUUGUGCUCCAUACUGAGAACAUUAAGAAAGGAAAGACAAAGCCUGUUCAUCUUGUUGAUGUUCCUGGGCACUCUCGGCUCAGAUCUAAGCUAGAAGAAUACUUGCCUCGAGCAGCCGCUAUUGUCUUUGUAGUAGAUGCACUGGAGUUUCUCCCGAAUUGCCGCGCUGCUUCAGAGUACCUUUAUGACAUUCUGACCAACACGAGCGUCGUUAAGAAUAAGAUCCCUGUCCUGCUUUGUUGUAACAAGACAGAUAAAGUAACUGCACACACCAAAGAGUUCAUCCGCAAGCAGAUGGAGAAAGAAAUAGAGAAACUUCGGGUUUCAAGGAGCGCGGUAUCAUCAGCUGAUAUAGCCAAUGACUUCACACUCGGGAUUGAAGGAGAACUGUUUUCCUUUUUGCAUUGCUACAACAAAGUCACAGUCGCCGAAGCGUCUGGACUAACAGGAGAUACAGAUCAGGUUCAAGAGUUCAUCAGAGAAUACGUUAAACCAUGA
Molecule: messenger RNA, 780 nt
Organism: Arabis nemorensis
Lineage: Eukaryota; Viridiplantae; Streptophyta; Magnoliopsida; Brassicales; Brassicaceae
Source: the annotation of a GenBank genome assembly